This is a messenger RNA of Gadus morhua (Atlantic cod), 2280 nucleotides long. RefSeq names its product complement factor H. The record is from RefSeq and is a predicted model, not a curated record. NCBI's taxonomy places the organism in Eukaryota, Metazoa, Chordata, Actinopteri, Gadiformes, Gadidae. The coding region runs from base 4 to 2280 and encodes 758 amino acids. The transcript has 19 exons.
UGCAUGGAAAAUGGAUGGACACCAAACCCACUCUGUGAAGUGCCCUCCCAAUGCAAUUUACCAAAAAGAGUAGAGAAUGCAGUUAUUACUGAAAAGAAACGGGAGGUCUACAGUGAUGGUGACGGAGUAACCUACAAAUGCCGUACCAAUUACAGAAUGGAAGGAGAGAGUAUAAUUAGAUGCCAACGUGGUCAAUGGACUCCAGGAACUCCUACUUGCAUCCAAGCGACAUGUCGACUGCAGCAAGUGAGAGGAACCACUUAUCUUGAUGUAUAUACGGACACAUUUUUACCUGGAGAAACCGUUUCGGUGAACUGCCACCAAGGCUACUGGUUUUUCUUUAAUGAUCAGCAAACCCAGAAAACAAUUACUUGUACAAAAAGUGGUAAAUGGAAUACAGCUGCAGAAUGCCAAGGAGUGACAUGUCAACUGCCGCAAGAGAGAGGAACCACUUAUCCUGAUGUAUAUACGGACCGAUUUUUACCUGGAAAAAACGUUUCGGUGAACUGCGCCCAAGGCUACUGGUUUUCCUUUAAUGAUCAGCAAACCCAGAAAACAAUUACUUGUACAGAAAGUGGGAAAUGGAUUUCAGCUGGGGUCAUUUGGAUGGGGCCAUGCCAAGUGAUCAGAUGUCAGGAUCCAAAUGACCCUAAUUUGAAAGAACGGCUUCGAAGUACAGGAUAUGGUGGAUAUGCAUACUACCGGUGCAAACAAGGCUUCAGGCCAACUGAUUAUGUUCUAGCUAGAUGCACGGAAAACGGAUGGACACCAAACCCACUCUGUGAAGUGCCCUCCCAAUGCAAUUUACCAAAAAGAGUAGAGAAUGCAGUUAUUACUGAAAAGAAACGGGAGGUCUACAGUGAUGGUGACGGAGUAACCUACAAAUGCCGUACCAAUUACAGAAUGGAAGGAGAGAGUGUAAUUAGAUGCCAACGUGGUCAAUGGACUCCAGGAACUCCUACUUGCAUCCUGCCCUCCCAAUGCAAUUUACCAAAAAGAGUAGAGAAUGCAGUUAUUACUGAAAAGAAACGGGAGGUCUACAGUGAUGGUGACGGAGUAACCUACAAAUGCCGUACCAAUUACAGAAUGGUAGGAGAGAGUAUAAUUAGAUGCCAACGUGGUCAAUGGACUCCAGGAACUCCUACUUGCAUCCAAGCGACAUGUCGACUGCGGCAAGUGAGUGGAACCACUUAUCUUGAUGUAUAUACGGACACAUUUUUACCUGGAGAAACCGUUUCGGUGAACUGCCACCAAGGCUACUGGUUUUUCUUUAAUGAUCAGCAAACCCAGAAAACAAUUACUUGUACAAAAAGUGGUAAAUGGAAUACAGCUGCAGAAUGCCAAGUGAUCAGAUGUCAGGAUCCAAAUGACCCUAAUUUGAAAGAACGGCUUCGAAGUACAGGAUAUGGUUAUUAUGCAUACUACCGGUGCAAAGAAGGCUUCAGGCCAACUGAUCGUGUUAAAGCUAGAUGCACGGAAAAUGGAUGGACACCAAACCCACUCUGUGAAGUUGGAAUCAUGGCGGAAGGAGGAGUGGUCAAGACAUCCAUCAGCCUUCUAAUAGCUAAUGGAGCUGAGCUGGAGAAGGUGGAGCCUACUGUCGUGUCUGGGUCCAGUGCAACAACCACCACAGCUAAUGGAGCUGAGCUGGAGAAGGUGGAGCCUACUGUCGUGUCUGGGACCAGUGCAACAACCACCACAGCUAAUGGAGCUGAGCUGGAGAAGGUGGAGCCUACUGUCGUGUCUGGGUCCAGUGCAACAACCACCGCAGAUAGAGGUAGCGAAAUAACUUGUGGGGAUCCGCCGUCGCUCCCUGAUGGAAAAAUCUGUGGAAAUUUUAAGGCACCCCACAAGCAAUGGGAUAAAGUGAGAUACGCUUGUGGAAUUAACUUCACCAUUAAGGGAAACGUCAAGACCUGUGAGAACGGACAAUGGACCGGAGAGACUAGAUGUCUUGCUAAUGGAGCUGAGCUGGAGAAGGUGGAGCCUACUGUCCUGCCUGGGUCCAGUGCAACAACCACCGCAGCUAAUGGAGCUGAGCUGGAGAAGGUGGAGCCUACUGUCCUGCCUGGGUCCAGUGCAACAACCACCGCAGCUAAUGGAGCUGAGCUGGAGAAGGUGGAGCCUACUGUCCUGCCUGGGUCCAGUGCAACAACCACCGCAGUUGCCUUAUUAGGUCCUCCACAGUCGCCCCAUCAGUCCCCGUCAGUCUGGUCCCUGGAGCAGCUGGCACAGUACCGCAGCACCCCCACUCAAAAUACCUUCCUGCGCACCUGCUAG